ACAGGCGAGUUUUGGAACUACGGCCGCUCACGUGACCUUCAUAAGAGAGGGGGCAGGACCCAGGCUCACCGCAUUCGUCCGUCGCUUCAUCCACUUCGUCGUGUGAGCUGACUUGUAGUAGUUCUCCGUGUCGGGAGCUACCAAUUUAAACUCAAAAGUUCAUCAGCAAACUUAAUCGCUCACAAUGGGUAAGGAGAAGGUUCACAUUAACAUCGUCGUCAUCGGCCAUGUCGACUCCGGCAAGUCCACCACCACCGGACACUUGAUCUACAAGUGCGGUGGUAUCGACAAGCGUACCAUCGAGAAGUUCGAGAAGGAAGCUCAGGAGAUGGGCAAGGGCUCCUUCAAGUACGCCUGGGUGCUGGACAAGCUCAAGGCCGAGCGUGAACGUGGUAUCACCAUCGACAUUGCUCUGUGGAAGUUCGAGACCGCCAAGUAUUACGUCACCAUCAUUGAUGCCCCUGGCCACAGGGAUUUCAUCAAGAACAUGAUCACUGGUACUUCUCAGGCUGACUGCGCUGUCCUGAUCGUUGCUGCCGGUACUGGUGAAUUCGAAGCCGGUAUCUCCAAGAACGGCCAGACCCGCGAGCACGCUCUGCUUGCCUUCACCCUUGGUGUCAAGCAGCUGAUCGUUGGUGUGAACAAGAUGGACUCCACCGAGCCCCCCUUCAGCGAAGCUCGUUUCGAGGAAAUCAAGAAGGAAGUCUCCUCCUACAUCAAGAAGAUCGGUUACAACCCCGCUGCUGUCGCCUUCGUGCCCAUCUCCGGCUGGCACGGCGACAACAUGUUGGAGCCCUCUGCCAAGAUGGGCUGGUACAAGGGAUGGGCUGUCGAGCGCAAGGAAGGCAAGGCUGACGGCAAGUGCCUGAUUGAGGCUCUUGACGCCAUCCUCCCCCCCAGCCGCCCCACAGACAAGGCCCUGCGUCUGCCCCUGCAGGACGUGUACAAGAUUGGUGGUAUUGGAACCGUCCCCGUCGGCCGUGUGGAGACUGGUCUCCUGAAGCCCGGUAUGGUUGUCACCUUCGCCCCCGCCAACAUCACCACUGAAGUCAAGUCUGUGGAGAUGCACCACGAAGCCCUCGUCGAGGCUGUUCCCGGCGACAACGUCGGCUUCAACAUCAAGAACGUCUCCGUCAAGGAACUUCGUCGUGGUUACGUCGCUGGUGACUCCAAGGCCAACCCCCCCAAGGGAGCUGCUGACUUCACCGCCCAGGUCAUCGUGCUGAACCACCCUGGUCAGAUCUCCAACGGCUACACCCCUGUGCUGGAUUGCCACACCGCCCACAUUGCCUGCAAGUUCUCCGAGAUCAAGGAGAAGUGCGACCGUCGUACCGGCAAAACCACCGAGGAGAACCCUAAGGCCAUCAAGUCUGGUGAUGCUGCCAUCGUCAUCCUGGUGCCCUCCAAGCCCAUGUGUGUCGAGUCCUUCCAGGAGUUCCCUCCCCUUGGUCGCUUCGCCGUCCGUGACAUGAGACAGACCGUCGCUGUCGGUGUUAUCAAGAGCGUGAACUUCAAGGAUCCUUCCUCCGGCAAGGUCACCAAGGCUGCUGAGAAGGCCCAGAAGAAGAAAUAACUAGGCGUGUUGGAUGCAAUCAAGUUCUGUGGACUGGCAACAUCUCGGCACAUCCAGUCCGUCACCUCUAAGCUGCCGCAUACACACUUAUUGUGGAAACGCCCUGUCAAAGGGGUCCUGAAACAUUGUUUCCAUCGUAAAGAGUUAAGGAGGAAAGCCUGGUGGUAGUUAACUUUGUGUUUAUAUUAUCAUGGAGAUUAUGUGAUAGCCAAAUUUUUUUUAUUUUUUCAAUGUUUUCACUUUGAGUGGUACUAUUUAUUAGGUGGUGUUGUAAGGUGAAUGGGAGAUUUUUUGAUAUGACAGACUCAAAGUUGCAACUUCAGGUAUUCAAAAUUUAGACUAGUUGACUUCCUAGGCUAUAUACCUUACCCAUGUAUGUAUGAAGUCAUGUGCGACUGGAGUUCAUCCUUUGCCAAUAAAUGCUGAUGACAACAAAA
Messenger RNA from Thrips palmi, 2010 nucleotides. Its product is annotated as elongation factor 1-alpha 2-like. Gene Ontology annotation, biological process: translation; translational elongation. The record is from RefSeq and is a predicted model, not a curated record. Gene Ontology annotation, molecular function: translation elongation factor activity; GTPase activity; GTP binding. Lineage: Eukaryota; Metazoa; Arthropoda; Insecta; Thysanoptera; Thripidae. The coding region runs from base 185 to 1573 and encodes 462 amino acids. The transcript has 5 exons.